AUGUCUGGGACCGAGGAAGCAGUCCUUGGAGGCCGUGGCAGCCAGCCUGCUGGGGGCAGCCCCGUGCUAUGCUUUGGUCAGUACCAGUACACAGUGGAAGAACACCAGGCCAUCCAGAACGCCCUGAGGCAGAGGCUGGGCCCAGAGUACAUCAGUAGCCGCAUGGCUGGAGGAGGCCAGAAGGUGUGUUACAUUGAGGGUCACAGGGUCAUUAAUCUGGCUAAUGAGAUGUUCGGCUACAAUGGCUGGGCUCACUCCAUCACCCAGCAGAAUGUGGAUUUUGUUGACCUUAACAAUGGCAAGUUCUACGUGGGCGUCUGCGCGUUUGUGCGAGUCCAGCUGAAGGAUGGCUCGUAUCAUGAAGACGUGGGCUACGGUGUCAGCGAGGGCCUCAAGUCAAAAGCCUUGUCCUUGGAAAAGGCCAGGAAGGAGGCAGUAACAGAUGGGCUGAAGCGGGCGCUGAGAAGUUUUGGGAACGCACUUGGAAACUGUAUUCUGGACAAAGACUAUCUGAGGUCACUGAACAAGCUUCCAUGCCAGCCGCCUCUUGAAGUGGAUUUAACUAAUGCAAAGAGACAAGAUUUUGAACCAUCUGUUGAACAAGCCAGAUACAGCAGCUGCCAGCAGAAUGUGACUCUGGAACCCCCUAAAGCCCGGGAGGUGACCUCACCGUGCAGACUGAGCCACUCAGCUGGCCCCCACUGUGUGAUGCAGGGGGACAAGGAGACCAGCUCCCGAAGCCUGGUCCCCGGCACCACGGAGAGCGAAGCCACGCUCCAGCGGAAGCUCCGGCAGAAGCAGCUGCAGCAGCAGUUCCGGGAACAGAUGGAGAGACAGCAGCAGGCUGCCACCUCUGCCCUGUCUGCCGGAAGGAAGGACGAGGUGCAGCCGCCACCAGUGCCUCCUGCCAAGCCCAGCCUCCCCAGGACCCGCUCACCUUCGGAGCCACUAACCCAGAGAGACCUGCUCCCAGACAGUCUUGAAAUGUGGGACAUGGCUAUGGAUGCAGAGGACAGCAUGCUCAAGCCCUUGUCGAAACCAGAACCACCGCAGACCCCUACCAUCUCCGUCCUGAAGAACCACAUGGAGACCCAGAACAGGAUUCCACAAAGCCUUUGCCACCAGACUCCACAGGCACAAUCUGGACCCUGGCACCUCCAAACUUCCAGCCUUAACCAACACGCCACAGGGGACUAUGAUUCCUCUAGGAAGAAUCAGGACAUGAAGAAGAGGAAACUGGAUCCAUCUUAA
Messenger RNA from Rangifer tarandus platyrhynchus (Svalbard reindeer), 1251 nucleotides. Lineage: Eukaryota; Metazoa; Chordata; Mammalia; Artiodactyla; Cervidae. The record is from the annotation of a GenBank genome assembly.